Gossypium arboreum is the source of this 973-nucleotide messenger RNA. RefSeq lists its product as uncharacterized. The transcript has a single exon. The coding region runs from base 144 to 752 and encodes 202 amino acids. The record is from RefSeq and is a predicted model, not a curated record. Lineage: Eukaryota; Viridiplantae; Streptophyta; Magnoliopsida; Malvales; Malvaceae.
AAAUUAAAAAAUUCUCUCGACCGUUGGGGAAAACCAGAGAAAAGAACUCCGAAAUCCAUUAUUUCUCCCUUCAAAACACUCUCUUUCUUCAACAUUUUUCAUCAUUUUCACUUGAAAUCUCCAUCUUUCUCUUGUACAGAUCCAUGGCGGAUCAAAGCUCAAACCCAUCAAUCAUUCUGCCAAAACCACCACACCCACUUCACCAAAUUGCGGAAACACCAACCCACAGGUUGCUUUUGAAACAAUGGCUGAAAGAAGAAGAACUGAUUCUCAACAGAAUAUCCUUUAAGGAGACUCAAAUCGACUCCGUCCGUAAAGAAAUCACGCAGCUUUACAUCUUCUUCUUCCUCUUCCACUCCAUUUCUCUUCUCCUCCUCUUCAACUCUUCUUCCCGGGACUCUCCUGUGGGUGCCUGCCACAGGUCUUGGAUCCCAUCUCUAUGUUCUUUACUAUGCUCCAUGGGGAUCAUUUGGGCUGUUAGGUAUAAAACCGAUGUGGAAGGGCACUUGGAGAAGCUGCUGGAAAGGGAAAAAGAGGAUGGGAAGCUGUUGGGUAAGUGUGUGGAGGAGUUGAAGAAGAAAGGAGUGGAGUUUGAUUUGUUGAAAGAGGUGGAUGCUCUUAGAAGGGCUAAGAGUUUGAGGGUGGAAGCCAAGGCUGUGAGGAAAUGGUCUGCUAGGGACUUUGUGACAUUGUUUUUCUUCACUGUUUCAUGCCUGGUUCUAGGGUUGACAAGGGUUAUUUUGUGCAGUUAAAUGGAUGUUUGGCAUGUUGGAAAAUAUGAUUCUUUUGUGUUUUUUUGUUUUUGUUUUUAGUUGGCAGAGAAGAUAGAUGUUGGAUUCUGUCAUAGAAAGGGUAGGAAAUUGGUUUUUGGGAAUGGGAUUGGAAGUAGUUGCAGAAUAUUCUGUUCUGCUUUUGUAAUUUGGGAAAGUUAUAUCUCCAGAUUAUGAAAAUAAACAUCAUGUUUCCAGAUUCA